Molecule: messenger RNA, 2013 nt
Organism: Varanus komodoensis (Komodo dragon)
Lineage: Eukaryota; Metazoa; Chordata; Lepidosauria; Squamata; Varanidae
Gene: CDC42
Product: cell division cycle 42
Exons: 6
Coding region: 135-710 (191 amino acids)
Biological process (GO): modification of synaptic structure; small GTPase-mediated signal transduction
Cellular component (GO): dendritic spine
Molecular function (GO): GTP binding; GTPase activity
Source: RefSeq, a predicted model, not a curated record
GCAGGAACGCGCUGACGUCAGCGCGCCGCCCCUGCUGCUCAGCCGAGGAGACCCCGCAGCGAGCUGCCAACGCCCGGCGGAGGAGCCCUGCGAAGAGGUUAAUCUUGGACGUGAUACAGUAGCAGACUUGCACGAUGCAGACAAUUAAGUGUGUAGUUGUGGGAGAUGGUGCUGUUGGUAAAACAUGUCUUCUCAUUUCUUACACAACUAAUAAAUUCCCAUCUGAAUAUGUACCAACGGUGUUUGAUAACUAUGCUGUAACAGUGAUGAUUGGUGGGGAGCCGUACACCCUAGGCCUGUUUGAUACAGCAGGACAGGAAGAUUAUGACAGAUUACGACCCCUCAGCUACCCACAGACAGAUGUGUUUCUGGUCUGCUUCUCUGUGGUCUCGCCAUCUUCAUUUGAAAAUGUGAAAGAGAAGUGGGUACCUGAAAUCACUCAUCAUUGUCCAAAGACUCCCUUUUUGCUUGUUGGGACCCAGAUUGAUCUCAGAGAUGAUCCCUCAACAAUUGAGAAACUUGCCAAGAACAAGCAGAAGCCUAUAACUCCUGAGACUGCUGAAAAGCUUGCACGAGACUUGAAGGCUGUCAAAUAUGUGGAAUGCUCUGCACUCACACAGAAAGGCCUAAAGAAUGUAUUUGACGAGGCGAUACUGGCUGCCUUGGAGCCCCCGGAGCCGAAGAAGAGCCGCAGGUGUGUGCUGCUAUGAACUUCCCUUCACGGCCCUUCUGCACAGCUGGUGUCGAAGUCAUACUAAAAGCAAUGUUGAAAUCAAACUAAAGAUUCAGAUUUUCCAGUUUGUUUUUGCAAUAAUGACAAAUGCCGUGCACCCUCUUCCCAUCACUCCCUGUGUGAGAUUAAAAUGUUAGAGCUCUUCUCCAGUCCCCUUCAGUCAGACUAAUUUUUUAAAAAAAUAAUGUAUUUCAACAGACGCUGAUCAAUACUAGGGGUUUUUGUUUGUUUGUUUGUUUGUUUACUGUUUAAAUUUUCAUUUUUAAACUUCAGGCAUGCUUGUGGUGACUUUCCUCUGUAACAGGCUAAUCACUAGGCUGUAGCCAUCAGGCCCUGUCCCAUCAUGCUAGCUGGCAGUACUUGGGUUUUGCGAUCUUCCGUGGCCAGCUUGCAGUCUGGGGGUGAGCAGGUUCCAGGCCUUGGAACAGGUUCAGGAAAUGAAAAUGCCCCAAACUGGUGCUCAUUUGCAGAGGGAUGCGGCGCAUCUUUUGAAUCUGCAUCUCCGCUGAAGUUGCCUUGGAACCAUUUCCCUUUCUUUCCUUCAGGCAGGUCGGAAAUUUAUAUCUUGCGCUUUUAAGACACAAAAUGUACAUGAACCCUUUGUUUAUGUAUUUAGCCAAAUGGUUUUGUGUGUGCAGCCACUCCCCCCCCCCCACCGACCCGCUCACCCAACUUUGCCAAUGACUAAGUUUUUGUAGGCAGUUUUCAAAACUUGACAAUGUUAGGCAUUAAUUGAGAUGAGAGAACGGCAUCAUUUGAAGUCAGCUAAGUUCUCUUGGCUUUGCUUAACAACUAGCUCCUCCCUUGGGCAAGCGGGUUUCUGACGUUCUGCAACACACGUCGCCUGUGUGAAACCCGCCCUCACAGCCUUUGCCUGUUGUAACGGAGGUCAGGGACUAAUGAGCUGACUGUGCCACAAAAUGGUUCAGUGCAUUUUGUUUUUGCUUUGGAAGAAAAGGAGAAUGAGAUACGCCUCAUCAGGGAAAAAAUAUGGAGGGGGAGAGUGGUCACUAUAGCACCUUGGGAAACCAGUAGAGAAAGUGUCGUGCUUGUGCCAGCAGCCCUGGCCUCCCAGGUCUCAGUAUAACCGAUCGUGUUAGGGUCUCUGACUCCAGUGUUCGUACGGAUCUUAUCAGAACUUUACUCCUGCUUAAUACUUCUCAAUUUUCCCAGACUCUAAUUCUUGUAGAUUCGUUAGUGUUGAACUGAUGCUUUUUCCAUGUCUAAGUUCUUUGUAUAUGCAUUUUUUCAGAUGUAUUAAACAUAAAGUAUCUUCACAA